CAUCCAAUUUCUCAAUCCUCUAACAAUGUCUUCAUCACAUUCAAUUAUUCAGCUACCAAUUCUCGAAACUGAAAAUAUAGAUACAGCCAGAACCUAUAACGAUCUCUGCUACGAUUUAUCGUCUCUUCAAGAUCUCGCUUGUCGUGGAGCAUGGAGAUCGAUUCUCGAUAAAGUAAGUCAAGCACGAACUAGAUCUCUCUUAUCUAAACCACACGAACAUCUCGUGUAUCUAUCGUAUAACGUAAUCGCUCUUACAAAACUACGUCGUUUCUCUGAAGCAAUUAAUGAGCUAGAUUUAGUUGAAAAAGGAUUAGAUAUAUAUAGAUACGAAACUUAUCCGCAUCAUUAUCCUAAUCGAAAAGGCUCCAUGGCUCCAUUCGUGUUACGUUGGCUACACGCUGAGUUACCUUCUAGGUUAGGAAAACGUCAGGAAACGUUAGAUCGGUUUUAUGUAUUGUUACAGUUUAUUAAAGAGAAAUUAAGUCGUAACUUGACAAACGAGUCACGAAAAGUAUGGAGGAAACGGAAGUGUUUAGUGAUUAAUUCGAUAAUUAGUCAUCAUUUAAGUUAUAAAGAGUAUGGAGUGUGUUUGAAUUUGAUUAAGGAUUUAUUAAAUAAUUAUGAAUCAAGUGAUGAUAAUUAUUCUGGUGGUAAGGCAGUUUUGAUGUCGAAGUUAGGGUAUAUACAGAUGCAAUUUGGGGAUCUAAAAGGCGCGAAGGAGACUUUUCGUGUGAUUGAGGAAAUUGUGAAAGAAGAAGGAACAGGGGAAAAAAUUGAGAUGAAAAACUUGGUGAAUAGGAAUAAGGCGUUGAUGUUUAUGGUCGAAAAGGAUUAUGUAUCGGCGGUUAGGGAGUAUCAGGAAUGUAUUGAUAGAGAUGGUUCAGAUGUGAUUGCUAUCAACAAUAAGGCGCUUUGUUUGAUGUAUAUGCGCGAUUUGUCUGAUUCUAUCAAGGUCAUGGAGAACGCGUUGGAGAGGAUUCCUACGUCUGCGUUGAACGAGACGUUCGUGGUGAAUUUGUGCAGUAUGUAUGAGUUGGCUUAUAUUAAUCAUUCGGAUAUUAAGAAAACACUUGGUAGCUGGAUUGCUCGUGUAGCGCCUGAUGAUUUUGAUACUUCUUGUACUCGGAUAUGAGCAGACAUGCUGACAUUCUUUUGAUGGUUAGUAUUCUUAAGAAAUCGAUUUU
Molecule: messenger RNA, 1184 nt
Organism: Erigeron canadensis
Lineage: Eukaryota; Viridiplantae; Streptophyta; Magnoliopsida; Asterales; Asteraceae
Product: trafficking protein particle complex subunit 12-like
Exons: 1
Coding region: 26-1132 (368 amino acids)
Molecular function (GO): protein binding
Source: RefSeq, a predicted model, not a curated record